Molecule: messenger RNA, 789 nt
Organism: Aspergillus candidus
Lineage: Eukaryota; Fungi; Ascomycota; Eurotiomycetes; Eurotiales; Aspergillaceae
Product: sterol desaturase family protein
Exons: 1
Coding region: 54-761 (235 amino acids)
Biological process (GO): lipid biosynthetic process
Molecular function (GO): oxidoreductase activity; iron ion binding
Source: RefSeq, a predicted model, not a curated record
CCCAGCUCCUCCCCCGCGUCCUGACCAACCAAACCCUCAUCCUCCUCCCAACAAUGCUCCUCACCCAAUCCACCUCCCUCUGCUUCACGCCCGACCCACCCCACCUCUCCCCCACGCGCUUCCUCCUCUCCCUCCCCGCAAUGGCAACCGGCCACGACAUCGUCCAGUACCUCACCCACCGCUACCUGCUACACAGUCCGCGCAUUCCGCUCAUCCGCGCCCUCAAGCACGCCAUCCACCACUCCACAGCCGCCAGCCGCGGCCUCAGCGCCUGCUACAUGUCCGGACCGGACUUCUUCCUCGAGAUCGUCCUGCCUUACCUAGUACCCCUGGCAGCUAUCGGCGGCGGGGGCGCAGACCCGUACUUUCACUACCUGGUGGCUGCGCUGGGCGCCAUCGGCGGUGUCUACGAGCACUCGGGGUAUGACUUCGCCUUGCUGAUUUCGUCCCCCGCUCAUCCUCAUCCUACGCCAUCUUCUAGAUCAUCAACGAAAACAUCACCGCCCGAAGAGGAAGAGAAACACAGCAUCUGGUCCACGCUAGCAGACACCCUCCUUAACAACCGCGCGCAUGGCGAGCACCACUCGCGCACGAACGUGUCUUUCUCAGAUGGAUUCGGCAGUCCGGGCGUGUGUGACUCGCUGUUUGGCACGCGGUGGGAUUUGGUGCCGAGGCGGUGGGGGAGGGACGGGGGUGUGGAGUGGGCGUUGGCGGAGAAGGAAUGGAGGGUUCAGAGGGAGAGGCUGGUUGAGGGUGGGUAGAUACCUAGUAUUAUUGCAUGGGUUGGGU